This is a messenger RNA of Moneuplotes crassus, 465 nucleotides long. The record is from the annotation of a GenBank genome assembly. Lineage: Eukaryota; Ciliophora; Spirotrichea; Euplotida; Euplotidae.
CUGUGCAAGCUAAGGAAAGAUCUUUUACUAUAUAGAAAUCGAUUUUGGAUAGUAUACUUUUUUGGAAAGCUUGGAUGUGAUUAGUAGAAGUGCUAGAAUGAAGGAUUUAUUGGUAGAUUAUGAUGGUUUUAUGUGAGAAAGGAACAUUUUUUGGGUAGAUUCAUUGAUGUGAAAUGUUGGCAAUGAAGAGUUUGAUUUUAAAAUUUGUAGAACUUGUUAAUAUAACCUCAGAGUCAUCUCAAAACUUGCUAAUAAUAACUUAUUGACUCACUAAGCAAUAUAAUAUCUUAUUAGCUUAUUUUUCGCUUUCUACUACAAAAAUUUUUCUUUACCUCCAAAAAUUCAAAAUUCCAUGAAGCUUGCUACCAUAAGAAUACUUUCUACGACCAUUAUCUCCACUCUCUGCCCACUAAUACUACUCAAGGGCAGCCGCUUGCCCAAUACCCCUCCACUGACCCAAGCCUG